Lolium rigidum is the source of this 879-nucleotide messenger RNA. Its product is annotated as transcription factor bHLH84-like. The record is from RefSeq and is a predicted model, not a curated record. The transcript is spliced from 4 exons. Gene Ontology annotation, cellular component: nucleus. Gene Ontology annotation, biological process: regulation of transcription by RNA polymerase II. Gene Ontology annotation, molecular function: DNA-binding transcription factor activity, RNA polymerase II-specific; protein dimerization activity; RNA polymerase II cis-regulatory region sequence-specific DNA binding. NCBI's taxonomy places the organism in Eukaryota, Viridiplantae, Streptophyta, Magnoliopsida, Poales, Poaceae. Bases 1 to 879 code for a protein of 292 amino acids.
AUGGAGGCUGGAGGCCUGAUUUCCGAGGCUGCCUGGACCAUGUUUGACUUACCGCCGCAGGGCGAGGAGUCGGAUAUCAUGGCACAGUUGCUAGGCACCUUCCCCUCCCACGCCGAGGAAGGCCACCAGGAUCUUCCUUGGUACCAGCCUUCCCAGCAAUCCUACUAUGAGUGUAAUCCUAACCCAAGUGCAUGUAGUGACAGCAACACUAGUAGCCUUGGUGUCCCAUCAGAGUGUAUGAGCUACUAUUUGGGUGACUCCGGUGAGACCCUGGGCAUCAGCUCCUGCAUUGCAUCAGAUGGCCUCAACUUGGUCCAGGAGCAAGGUGCAACUGAGUAUCUGAAUAUGAUCCCAGACAUUUCCCAUGAUUUAUAUGGGAAUGGUGAGUCCAGCUGCGAGGAUCUCGAUUCAGUCGGUGGUACUAACAAGAGAAAGCACUCGACUAAAGAAGAAAUCAACGGCCAAGCAAAGGGUCGGAAGCAGUGCGCAAGAAAGGCUGAACCGAAGCGAGCAAAGAAGGCCAAGCAAACCGAAGCGAGCUGCUGCACCUCUGACAAUGACUCGAAUGUUUCUCAAGAGUCAGCAGAAGCUGGCGAUGUUAGUCCGAAAGGCAAGGCCCGGGCUGGCCGUGGAGCCGCAACUGAUCCCCAGAGCCUCUAUGCAAGGAAGAGGAGGGAGAGGAUCAAUGAGAGGCUGAAGACACUGCAGACCCUAGUGCCCAACGGAACUAAAGUAGAUAUGAGCACCAUGCUUGAAGAGGCAGUUCAGUAUGUGAAGUUUCUGCAGCUUCAGAUCAAGGUCCUGAGCUCCGAUGAAAUGUGGAUGUACGCACCGAUUGCGUACAACGGGAUGAACAUUGGACUUGAUCUGAACAUGUAG